Messenger RNA from Gadus morhua (Atlantic cod), 8452 nucleotides. RefSeq names its product microtubule-associated protein 2 (gene map2). The record is from RefSeq and is a predicted model, not a curated record. NCBI's taxonomy places the organism in Eukaryota, Metazoa, Chordata, Actinopteri, Gadiformes, Gadidae. Bases 434 to 6379 code for a protein of 1981 amino acids. Gene Ontology annotation, cellular component: neuron projection. The transcript has 21 exons. Gene Ontology annotation, biological process: neuron projection development; microtubule cytoskeleton organization. Gene Ontology annotation, molecular function: microtubule binding.
ACGGUAGCGCCAAAACUGCGGGCGGCGCUCUGUGCUGAUUAAAAUCCCGCCUGUCUGACACUGCGCUCCGGUACUGAGUUCCUCUGCAAAGGCACUGCUGGGCAGGUCUUGCUUGAUGUUUCUAUCGUCUACUAUCGUGGAACUCUGAGCUGUUAUCAUCCUCCAGGACUGACGGUUUCUCCCCCUCUCAGGUUCGACAGAGAGGCCAUUUCCCUCAACCCCACCCCCCUUCCCCCUCUGCGUUCCUGUGUUAAUCCAACUGUCCACUUCCGGCUGGCCACGCCCGGAGAGACCAACACAAAGAGAGGAACCGAGCGAGAGAGAGAAGAGGAUCGCUCUGAUUGACUCGACACACCGGAAGUCAGUCACCACCUCACCAGAGAGGAGAGAAGCCUGACUCUUCUCCCCUUCGGCCCUCACUGCUAGUUCCAGAAUGGCGGACGGUCAGCGGUCCGAGGACAGCGCCCCCCAGUGGAACCCUUCAGGAAGGCAAGAUCCGUCGGCCCCACACGGCGCCAACGGCUUCUCCUCUUCCUCCUCCACCACCACCACAACUUCCUCCUCCUCCUCCUCCUCCGCCUCAGCCUACAGGGCCUGCCAGCCAGGGGCCACCGGGCCCUUCUCUUCAGCCAGGGAGAAUGGCUUCAACGGGGUCAUGAGCGGGGCCCAUCCAGUGACCGCCGAGCAAGUGUCCGCACGGAUCGUACAGGAAGUGACUGCGGAGGCGGUGGCGGUUCUGAAAGGAGAGCAGGAGAGCCUAGCGGACACAGCCAAGAGGCUUCCUUCAGUUGAAGACACCACCAACUUGCCCCCCUCUCCACCUCCUUCCCCUGCUGCGCAACACUUCGGCCCGCUGGAACGAGAUGUAGGGGAUGAGGAGGAGGCGGGGCCUCUCAGGCGCUUCCAAAACUCCCGUGAGAGGUGCAAGUUCCUCGCCCCCUCCAUCUCUGUGUCCGUGCCCGAGGACGAGCCCUACCACUCCGACGAGGAGUACUAUGAGCACCCCUUGUUCAGCCCAGAGUGGACACGCUCCGGCGUGCGCCCCGUGCAGGCCGUGCCCUUUAGACAGAUCGAAGAAGAAGAAACCAUGGAGGCUCUUACAGCCGACUACGAGGAGGAAGUGGAGGAGGAAGAGGAGGAGGAGGAGAGUACAGAAGCAGCAGAAUCUGAGGCAGCUAUUGAGGAGCAGCAGUGGAGCGGGGAUGAGCCUGAACUGGACAGCCCCCCAGCUGAAGCCUUAGGGCAGGCAGAGGCUGUAGGAGAGGUCCAGGCUCCGGCCCAGGAUCAGGUCCCAGCAGUUAUUGCUGUCUCAGACAGCUCUGUGGACAGAGAGAUGGAGGAGGUGGAGCAGGAGGAGCAGGAUGAGAAGGAGGAAGAGCAGGAAGCAGAGGGUGAGGAGAGCCCUAAGAAAGCGUUGAAGAUGGAAUCGGAAAAGCAAGACAGUGAGCAGAGCGAGUCCAUGAGCCCAUGCAGCAUCGGCUCUGACAAGCGUGCCGAAGACAGCGCCGAGCCCCAGAUGCAGGAGUUCUUUGCUGGGGAAAGGAUGGUUCCGGAGAGUCCCACCAUGGACAUGCCCUGCUUUGUUCCUGCAAGUACGCCAAAUCAAGCCAAAGAACCGACACGAUCAAUGACCCUGCAGCCUACGUAUGGAGAACCCAUAACCGUAUCUGAGAAGCAGCCUUCGGUGGAGUUGGUUGAAUUCACCACCAUCAUCGAACCUUCUGAAUUCUCUCCUUUGGAGGUCAAAGCCCAUGGAGGAGAUGCCGCGAUGGAGACGCGUGACAAAUCUGGGAUGUCAACGUAUUUUGAAACCUCUACUGUGGAUGUUGACGAAGCUCCACGUAAUAGAGCAGAAGGUUACUAUGAACUGAGCACAGUUGGAGAGGAGAACACUGAAACCGAUUCUUUGACCCAAGAAAUCAGCUACAGCACCCUUGCUCAGAUCCAGGAAUUGCCAGGAACCAAUAAAGGCUCAACAGAAGACACCAGGAGUUUCUUGGCUCCUGACAGGAAUAAUGAUUGCAAGUUGUCCCCUGGCAAAUUAGCUUUAGAUCAGAGGAGUUACUCCCUUAAUAUUACUAUUGGCGCAAUGGAUUCCAGUGGGCAAGGCAAACCUAGAAACCUCUCUCCUCUAGCUACGGAUAUAAUGUCCUAUACCAGUGGAAGUCUAGAUGAUACAGCAGACUACCUCCCAGUGACUACCCCCUCUGUAGAGAAACCGUCACCCUUUCCUCCCUUGAUCCUGGAGACUGCCGCCUCAGUCACUUCAGAUUGUUCCUCUCCUCCACAGAGUUCUGGGCAAGCUACAAUAUCCAGCCCUCAGCCAGAGUCUCCUGGAUCCCCUGAGGACUCCAAGUAUUCCUAUAAAAAUGGUACAGUUAUGGCACCAGACCUGCCUGAAAUGCUAGACCUUGGGACACGCUCUAGGCUGGCGUCGGAUAAUACUGACCCAGAAAUCAUGCCAAAAAAAUCGGAGGCCCCCGCUGAAGUGUUCACUGGUGACCCGAUGGCUAGUUUUGUCGCAGGACAAUUAAGCCACUCAGUCAGCAAAUCCGACAGCCAGAUAGAAGAGAUGGGCUAUUGUGUGUUUAGUGAAUAUUCCGGGCCCAUGCCAUCCCCUGCUGAUGUCCUAAGCCCUAUAGGUUCAUCCGCUCAAGUCUUUACCCCCUCGGUCCUUGAGGCAAAAAUGGCUGAGCAGGCUAGAAAACAAGCAGUUAGAGACACAUCAAUGGACGACAAGAACCAGUCCAUAGAGGUUGUGGAUGGUGACAUAAAACUAGACCAAAAUCAGACCGGCAAAAAGGAUGCAGAUGAAGAAAAGGUUGAGGCAGAUAAAGUGAAUCUGGAUAUUUCUGAAACUAAACCUGAGACCAUAAAACCAAGCCCACCCACCGAGGCAUUCGUAACACCAACUGUGACGGUCACUCUGGAAGAAGGCGGGAGAUGUGGGAGCGAGGCCGAACAGCAGCACAGCGGCGACGGUUCCGUGUCGGACACCGAGAUUGCUGACUAUGAGAGGCAGAUACGGAAGUUGGAGAUGGAGGACCGUCCUCUCAGCAUGGAGGAAGAGCGAGAGCUCCAGGAACUGAGAGAAAAGGUCAAGCUGGUUCACCAGGAGGCCUACGAAGAGGUGGACGCUGAAGAGAUGUACCAGUUGACCGGAGUGGCCAAAGACCACAUCGCCAAGCCUGCCAAAACCUCCCCAGCCUCGUCUGUUGACAGCGUUAUUGAUGAUGACAAGUUGCUCUCUCCGGUGCUCUCCCCAGCCAAGCGACAAGUAGAAGCCUAUGGUUCUCCCAAAAGAGUGAUCUCACCAGUGUUGGGUACAAGCAAGGACGAGGCAGAUAGAAAUCUAAGGGAACAGAAGGAAGCAGAAAAGAAAGCGAAGGAUGAGGUUGAGAGGAAAAUGAAUGAAGAGAAACAGAAGAAAGAAGAAGAGCAGAGAGAGAGGGUGGUAAUGGAAGAGAAAUCUAAACUUGAGGCAGAGAGGAAGUUGAAGGAGGAGCAAGAAAUAAAAGAGAGGGAGAUUAGAAAGAAAGAAGAGGAUGAAAAGAUUGAGAAAGAAAUGAAAGCCCAAAGGGAGAAAGGGGACAGAGAACAGGAAGAGAAAGAGAAGAUAGCAAAGGAGUUUGAGAAGGAAAAGCAAGAGAGAGAGCAAAGAGAGAAAAUAGAAAAGGAAGAGAAUGAUAAGAAGGAAAAGGAAGAGAGAGAAAAGAAGGAGCGGGAAGAGAAAGAAAAGGAGAAGGCAGAGAAAGAAAAGAAGGAGAAGGAAGAGAUAGAAAAGGAGAAGGCAGAGAAAGUAAAGAAGGAGAAGGAAGAGAUAGAAAGGAAGGAAAAGGAAGAGAUAGAAAAGAAAGAGAAGGAAGAGAAAGAAAAGAAGGAGAAGGAAGAGAUAGAAAAGGAGAAGGCAGAGAAAUUAAAGAAGGAGAAGGAAGAGGGAGAAAGGAAGGAGAAGGAAGAGAUAGAAAAGAAGGAAGUUGAGGAGAGAGCAAAGAGGGAAAAGGAAGAGAAAGAAAAUAACCAGAACAUUCCUGAGCCUAAACCUGCGACAAGUGUUGGGGCGGCUUUGGGGGCCACCGAAACUGUUGUUGGAGUGAAGCUAGGUGAAAAAGAUGCAAAUCUCACUGCGAAGGAUUCUUUGGAAGCGCAGGAGGAUGAGGAUGAUAUCGAGGUGUUGGACGGGACCGGGGAAAAAGCUGGGACUUCCACGCAGGCUUGCAAGGAGAUCCCAGAGCCCCGUGCGGCAAUCGAGUCGGUGGUAACCGUGGAGGAUGACUUCAUCACUGUCGUCCAGACCAUCGAUGAAGAAGGAGAGGAGCCGGGACACAGCGUUCGCUUCUCCGCUCCUCCGGAGACUGCGGUCCACCAUGUCCCUGGUGCCGAAGAGGAAGAGGAGUGUGUGGAGGAGGCUGAAGAGGCUGAGAUGGAGGCUGGCAGUCUAGAGGAGAUAUUGGAUGUCCCUGAGGCCCAAGAGAUACCCUCCUCUCCAGAUAAGGAGGCCAAGACCACGGAGACAGAGGGACGGACAGAGAGCUACGACAGAGAUGAAACCACCAUCGACGACUCCAUCCUGGACAGCUCCUGGAUCGACACCCAAGACGAUGAUAGGAGCAUGGCCACAGAGAUGGAACAGCUGCCAUUGGCGCAUGAUGCUGCAAAGACGUCUGACCUGAAGCAGGAGAAGCAGCAAACCAAGCAAGAGAAGGCAGUGAAGACAAUGGCUAAAGAGAGCAGGGCCAAGGGCCGCGUGUCCACACCAGAACGCAAGCCUGUGCGUAAGGAACCAGUCUGCAUCCCCAGGGAGGAGGCUAAAAAGAAAAAAGCGGUGAUCAAGAAGACAGAGCUGACCAAGAAGGCAGAGACCCGGUCCCCUGCCAGGAGGAGCACCAUGAAGCCCUCCGCGCGCCAGACGCGGCCCAUCCAGCACCACUCCUGUCCCAGGAGGAGGGUUACAGCCACUUCCACAGACGGCCGCCACCCCUUCAGCGUUGCAAGGCAGUCCCUGGACCGAGUGCCACAUCAGUGCCAUACUAAACGCUUGCAACCUACAAAGAUCCCUGCACUGAAAUCACGGGUGGUUAAAAGCCUUCCCCACCUGCCAGCUCGGCCAAGCUCCGCCUCCUCCUGCAAAUCACAGUUGGCACAGAACUUAGAUAGGCUCCGCCCAUCGUCAGCUGAGCCUCUGUUCCCUUUGUCGCAUAGAGCCUUAGGCAAGAAGGACGGAAGGUCAUGCAGCCCAGAGCAGCGCGCCUCCGUGCCACGGCCAGCCUCCAUCUUGACCCGCCACGGUCGCCACGGCGGCCACGACCAAGAGGAGAGCUCCACCUCCAUCACCAGCUCGGGAUCCACUGCUCCACGCAGACCCACCUCGUUCCGCACCGAGAUGAAGGCCGAACACAGGCUUGGACGCGCCUCUAGCAUGUCGGGCCUAGCGCUGGUGCGUUCCCGCUCAGCCCGCAGCGGCCACUCCACCCCCCGCACCGGGGGCUCCACGGCCGUCACCCCCGGCACCCCACCCAGCUACUCCAGCUCGUCACACAACCCGGCCACGCCCCGCUCCCUCAGCCUCAUCUCCCAGGAGCGCCGGGCGGUGACGGUGGCUGUGGUGCGCACGCCGCCCAAGUCCCCCGCCACCACCCCCAAGCAGCUGCGCAUCCUCAACCAGCCGCUGCCCGACUUCAAGAACGUCAAGUCCAAGAUCGGCUCUACAGAGAACAUCAAGUACCAACCCAAAGGAGGGCAGAAGUGCAGGGGCCCCAAUCUGCCAACCAUGGCCAAACGUGGCGCCUCGUGGAUCUGGAAGUCCGUGCUGCGUGUGGUCACGGUCACCCUGUAUCUAUCAGCCGCACACAGUGUGACCUGGACCAAAGACCCGCUGAUGCAGAUUUUAAACAAGAAGCUGGACUUCAGCCGCGUACAGUCAAAGUGCGGCUCCAGGGAUAACCUGAAGUACACUCCCCGCGGAGGCAAUGUACAGAUCCAGAAUAAGAAGAUAGACUUGAGUCAUGUGACCUCAAAAUGUGGAUCCCUGGACAACAUCCACCAUAGACCAGGGGGCGGCAACAUCCGCAUCGAGAGCGUCAGGCUGGACUUCAAAGACAAGGCCCAGGCCAAGGUUGGCUCCCUGGACAAUGCAGGGCAGCCCAUCGGCCGUGGCCCCUUCCUGAUCGAGAGCCACAAGGUGAUGUUCCAGGCCAAGCCGCGGGACCCCGGCGCGGACAUCGUGGUCACGUCGCAGUCGGAGGGCGAGGGUGUCGAGGGGGGGUCCCCGGGGGGCCGGCUGCUGUCCUCCUCCGGCAGCCUCGACAUGCUGGAGUCCCCGCAGCUGGCAACGCUGGCCGAGGACGUCACGGCCGCCCUGGCCAAGCAGGGCUUGUGAGCCACCGUAGGUGCACCACCCUUAUCCCCCGCCGCCCGAGCCCAUCCAUGCCCCAAUCCCCCCGCCCCCCCGGGCCACGACCUCCACCACCGCUCUUCUUCCGGAAGUCCACUGACUAAAACAGGUAUACGCCUCGCGUCGACGAACAAACCCUCCUCCCCGCCAAGAUCUGCCAAACCACGCAGCCCACCGUCACUUCUCACGGCCAGCCAGGAAUACCCUCCAUCACCCCCCCCCCCCCCCCCCCCCAACACAAACUACAACGCUCUAUGAUUACCCACAGCUCUUAUUUAUUAACCACCUGCCACUGCGUCUCCCCUUCCUCCCCAUACAAACAAAUACACACACACACACACACACACACAUACAUACGCACACACCUGUUAAAAAAGUGAAUGAAUCAUCACAACUACGAGACGACAGGAAGGAUCCGCCAUCAUUUGGUUCCUCUGUUUUCCUAUCCAGUCCACCCCAGUGCGCGUUGGCCCUUCCAUUUUGGUAUCUUUUCACUACGAUUGUCAAUAGAAUAGUCCUGGUCUCCGAGCACUGGUCCCGCGACCUGCUCACCGUGGUUCGCAUGGAACAGUUUCCAGGUGGGAGCUCCGCAGGUCCGGGAUCAGUGCUGGGAACAUGCUGCGGUGCUUUUUCUUCGCUAUACACUAAUUAGAUACGUCAUGUGACCACCGAUCCCUAGCAGCACGUAUUAUUUAAAAUGUGCAUGGAUGCCAGACAACCCCCCCCCCGUCGCAAAAGAAUCAAGUAUUCUUACCAUCAUUCGUAGAUAUUAUAUUUAACUAAUAUAUAUAUAUAUAAAUACAUGUAUAAAACACAACUUAUUUGACACCUCCAUCAUUUUGAAUUUGAUUAGAAAAUGAAACGAUUGGAUAAUUGUCUGGUAACUGUGAGAUUGCAUUCAAAGUUCAAAAUUGCUAAAAAACAAGUCCAUGAUAUGCAAGCAUGUAUCAGCUCUUGUAGAAAAGAAGCUAUUUUGUACUUCAAAGUAUUACGAUCAUUUGUUUAUUUCCUGAAAUAAUUGGAUGAAAAAAGUAUAUUUUGUAGUUUUUAGCCGUUUACAGUGUGCAAGCAGGCCUCCUAGAAAUGUGCUGUGCUUGUGUUUUUCCACUCGAGAACCAACCGUAAGAAAAAUAAUCCAUCACCCCACACAUAACACAAGAAAACAAACAACCAAUAACGGCUAAAGAAUAUAUGUGUCUUUCAAACUGUGAUGCCUUGCAGAGUGACUCCGAUUGCUGUAGAUGAUUGUUUCCUUGGCGCGAGAGGAUGGUGUAUGUAUCGGGGCAUGAUAGUGUAGUGGCUACUGGGUUCAAACAGGUAUUGGGUUGGAUCCUCACUGUUCGCGGUAUACUUGUAGUAGGCAUCCUGGUGCCAGAUGCCCAAUUCCCUACCUGCUCCUUAAGUACAUGUAUCUGAAUUCCCUGUAGGUCGCUUUGGAUAAAAGUGUAAAUAGAUUGGAUAGUGAGGACCCCCCUACAGCACCACUAUCCCAGGCAGGCUGUCACCGGGCCCGUAAGAAGGGGUCUUUCGACUACACAGAACACAAAUUGGACCUGAGAUUCAAUGGGGAAAGUCUCUGGAAACUGUGCGCGUGUUUUGAGUUUUUUGGAGAUUUCAAGCUGUUUCUGUUUUGUUUUUGAUAUAAGGAUGCAACUGUGUCAGACCGUUUUGUGGCAAUGCGUAGGGUAAGAGAGGAAACGAUGGAAGAAAACCACCAGAAAACGCAUUAAAAAAAUGACAUUUUCAUAAAAGAAAAGAAAAAUGACAAAAAAGGGAAUACUCCUCUAUCAUAUGUUAGGACGUGUUAAUCUAGUUUUCUUUUUCCGCUAACACUUUUGUGGUACAUCCUGCCUCCUUCCCCAGCUCUUAGAACCCUCACCUGCUAGUGUUUGUUUGCUUCUGUGUUUUUUCUGCAUUCCCUUUAUUCCUGUACUGCCAACCCACCCUACAGCAACUGUAAAUGUAUUUUAAAGGUCAAGUUGAUGUAUGCAGUUUUUCUCCUGUUGAUAUGACUCUAGGUAAAGCAAUUAAUAACAAUAAAAUAAGGACAAAAACUGA